Messenger RNA from Heterobasidion irregulare TC 32-1, 312 nucleotides. RefSeq lists its product as uncharacterized. The record is from RefSeq and is a predicted model, not a curated record. The transcript has a single exon. Bases 1 to 312 code for a protein of 103 amino acids. Lineage: Eukaryota; Fungi; Basidiomycota; Agaricomycetes; Russulales; Bondarzewiaceae.
AUGCGGGUCGUGAAAGCUAAGGCCAACUCAAAAGUAAGGAUGAAAAAGGCAGUGGCUAAGGCAAAAGCAGAAGCUGAGGCGAAAGCCGACACGCAAGCGAUGGCCAAAAUAUGGCAGGAAUGGAAACUAAAACAGGACAGAGAAAGGGAGAGGUCAAAGGAAAAAGGAAAAGGAAAGGAAAAGGAGUUAUCGAAGGAAAAAGACAAGGGCAAGGGCAAGGAAAGCAAAGUGAAAGUGGAAGUACAGCGCGUGAAGUCGACUGAACCGAACGGGAUAUCGAAGAAAGUGUCAUGGAGGGUUGGCCCGUCAUGA